Rattus rattus (black rat) is the source of this 3191-nucleotide messenger RNA. It is a transcript of the gene Elf2, whose product is annotated as E74 like ETS transcription factor 2. Gene Ontology annotation, cellular component: nucleus. Gene Ontology annotation, molecular function: DNA-binding transcription factor activity, RNA polymerase II-specific; sequence-specific DNA binding. NCBI's taxonomy places the organism in Eukaryota, Metazoa, Chordata, Mammalia, Rodentia, Muridae. The record is from RefSeq and is a predicted model, not a curated record. Gene Ontology annotation, biological process: cell differentiation; regulation of transcription by RNA polymerase II. The transcript is spliced from 10 exons.
CAACGGCGGGCGGCUGCGGCGGCUCGGCCGGUCUGCGGCCCUGAGGGGAAGGGCAAGGGACACGGCGACGUGGAGGGAGAGCAGUAGCUCCAGAGAGCUGCUGGUUUAGAGUUCAGCUCUUGGGAGUGUGGAAACGGUGAAGGAUGCUUAGACUACUUAACAGUCAAACUACCCUCUGGUUAAUCAUCUUUAGAAGACUGGACUUCUGGAUGUCUACUCCAUCACUAUUGAAUUAGAACAUGAAACUGAUAACCCUGGCAAUCAUCUGAGCCGUAAUUACAUUGAUUCGCAGCGUUCGAAACUUGCUCAGGGAAGACGCGAUGGCAUCAGCAGUGGUUGGCGGCGGAGGCUCUGUUCUGGAGCUUUCCAGCAAUGGAGUAGAAAAUCAAGAGGGAGGGGACACGGUCCCUGAAUUUCCGGCAGUGAUUGUGGAGCCUGUCCCCAGUGCGAGGUUAGAGCAGGGCUACGCUGCCCAGGUGCUGGUGUAUGACGAUGAGACUUACAUGAUGCAGGAUGUGGCGGAAGAACAAGAAGUUGAGACGGAGAAUUCAGAAACAGUGGAAGCAUCAGUUCACAGCAGUAAUGCACACUGUACGGAUAAGACCAUUGAAGCUGCUGAAGCCCUGCUUCAUAUGGAGUCUCCUACCUGCUUGAGGGAUUCAAGAAGUCCCGAGUUUAUCCAUGCUGCGAUGAGGCCAGAUGUCAUUACGGAGACUGUAGUGGAGGUGUCAACAGAGGAGUCUGAACCAAUGGAUGCCUCGCCUAUCCCUACUUCACCAGACAGCCAUGAACCAAUGAAAAAGAAGAAAGUUGGCCGUAAACCAAAGACCCAGCAGUCACCAGUUUCCAAUGGGUCUCCUGAGUUAGGAAUCAAGAAGAAAGCCAGAGAAGGAAAAGGAAACACAACCUAUCUGUGGGAGUUUCUUUUAGAUCUGCUUCAAGAUAAAAAUACUUGUCCCAGGUAUAUUAAAUGGACUCAGAGAGAAAAGGGCAUAUUCAAGCUGGUGGACUCAAAGGCUGUCUCGAAGCUCUGGGGAAAGCAUAAGAACAAACCAGACAUGAACUAUGAAACUAUGGGGCGAGCUUUGAGAUACUACUACCAAAGGGGAAUUCUUGCAAAGGUUGAGGGAAAGAGGCUUGUAUUGAAAUUCAAGGACAUUUUGCAAAACAUUGUGGUCAUUGAUGAUGACGAAAGUUAGACUUGGCUUGAAGACUUGGUAGCAGCUGAUGAUAACAAGUCUUUAGAAGGAGUGUCACUAUCUGCAGAAAGUCUCCUGAAGGCAGCGACUGCCGUCCGAGGUGGGAAAAACUCAUCUCCUAUGAACUGCUCCAGAGCAGAGAAGGGUGUGACUAGAGUUGUGAACAUCACUUCCCCGGCUCACGAUGCUUCAUCCAGGUGUCCUACCACCACAGCACCCGUGUCAGCAGCAGCAGCUCCAAGGACAGUUCGUGUGGCAAUGCAAGUCCCUGUGGUAAUGACAUCACUGGGUCAAAAGAUUUCCACUGUGGCAGUUCAGUCAGUCAAUGCAGGCACACCAUUAAUAACCAGCACCAGUCCAGCUACAGCCAGCUCUCCAAAAGUUGUCAUCCAGACGGUCCCGACUGUGAUGCCAGCCUCCACUGAGAAUGGAGACAGAAUCACCAUGCAGCCUGCCAAGAUUAUCACCAUCCCCGCUACCCAGCUUGCACAGUGUCAACUGCAGACAAAGUCAAAUCUGACUGGGUCAGGAAGCAUUAGCCUUGUUGGAACCCCCCUGGCUGUGAGAGCACUCACCCCUGUUUCAAUAGCCCACGGUACACCUGUGAUGAGACUAUCUGUGCCCGCUCAGCAGGCUUCUGGCCAGACUCCUCCUCGAGUUAUCAGUGCGGUCAUAAAAGGGCCAGAGGUUAAAUCAGAAGCCAAAAAGCAGGAACACGAUGUGAAAACUUUGCAGCUGGUAGAAGAAAAGGGGGCAGACGGAAAUAAGACAGUAACCCAUGUAGUGGUUGUCAGUGCGCCCUCUGCUAUCGCCCUUCCUGUGACUAUGAAAACCGAAGGGCUGGUGACGUGUGAGAAAUAAGCAAGCUCCCGGGGACUUCAGACUGUUAGUGUUGUACUGACAGACAUUUGCAAGGGAAGUCAUCGACGAAAAGGCAGAGGAGGACUUUCAAACAACUGUGCAUAUAAGAAAACAAUCAGACUUACUGGGGAUAAAUUACCUAUCCUUGUUUCAGUGGAAAAUGAAAUACACUUGAGAUGCUGACAGAAAACUGCCUCUUAAAGUAAGAACAACUGAACCCUCAAUAAGAAAAAAGACUGAAAGGGACCAAGCAGCUCACUACAAUCUCCCGUUACACUAAGAGUUGGAACACUAACACCUGUAAGAGGUUACAUAGUUUUCAGAGGGGCGGGGUUGGGAUGGGUGAUGUCAUUGUUACAAAUAGCAUUUUUUUGAUGCAUUUUAUAUGCAUACCAGCAAUUAGCACUGGGCUCUCGCAGUGCUCACUUAACUGGUGCUAUGUGAAGACUCUGCUAAUACAGGUAUUCUAGAAUGUGAACUGAGUGAUCCAAAAGCUUCACAGAGAGAGAGGAUAGCAAGAUCUAGUGCGCUUUUGUUUGUUUGUUUUGUUUUAUUUUUGAUUUUGAAUAUAUAUAUAUCAUAGCUUAAGCUGUUUUAAAACAAAGGCCUUAGACUAAUUUUCAGUUUCCUUUCUUGAAAUAAGCUAAUGGCUUGUGUAAAGCUUUUUUAUUAAAAGAAAAAUUUUAAAAAUCUUGUACCUAGCACAGUAUUGUUAUAGAGUUUCCAUGUAACAUUUUCUAUGGUAGUUUAAGUCUGUCGGUUUCUUACUUGUGAAGAGAUUAACAGUUGGCUCUGGCCCUUGACUGUACCAUCCCUGCGCCGCUCAAGUCACCCUGCCGUCCGUCCGUCCGCAGACACACCGGUAUCAGUUCUUCUGUCAUUUGACAUUCAGGCUCGCAUGAACUCGCCAGGUAGCUCUGAUACCUGGUGUUUGUUUCCUUUCUCAUUCUUUUUCCUUUUCUCCCUUUUUUCUCUUUUUCUUUUUUAGUUGACAUUUAAGAGGGAAAGUACCAGUGUUCAGAUUUGAACUAUAAUAGUUUGUAUAUUCAACAUUUGAAGUAUAUUCUAUUUUGUUGUACUCUUGUUUCAAAGUGUAUUCAAGUAGGUUUUGAAAUAUAGAAGUGAAAUUUA